Messenger RNA from Chinchilla lanigera (long-tailed chinchilla), 1674 nucleotides. RefSeq names its product adrenoceptor alpha 1B (gene Adra1b). Gene Ontology annotation, biological process: adenylate cyclase-activating adrenergic receptor signaling pathway; cell-cell signaling; phospholipase C-activating G protein-coupled receptor signaling pathway. NCBI's taxonomy places the organism in Eukaryota, Metazoa, Chordata, Mammalia, Rodentia, Chinchillidae. The record is from RefSeq and is a predicted model, not a curated record. Gene Ontology annotation, molecular function: alpha1-adrenergic receptor activity. Gene Ontology annotation, cellular component: membrane.
GCCGGGCCGGCUCCGCCGCGCCCCCUGCCCGCCCGCGGCUCCCUGCGCUCCCCUGCGAGCCCGGCCCGGCCGGCGCGCCUGACGUGGACCAUUAAACUUGGAGCUGCCGCCUCGUCCCCUCUCUCCUCCUCCCUCUGACAGGCAAGGAGCGGCUCGGUGCGGGCAGGCGACGUGCUGCUGCCGGGCUGGGCUGCCCGGGGGAGAUGAUUCCUGGCCGGGAGGGCGCCUCUGGGAAGAAGACCGCGGGGGAAGCAAAGUUUCGGGGCAGCUGAAGAGCCCUGCCUGCAGCCCUUGGAGCCCCAUCACCUCCCUGGCUAUGGAGGGCGGACUCUAAAAUGAAUCCCGAUCUGGACGCCGGCCACAACACAUCAGCACCUGCCCACUGGGGAGAGUUGAAAGAUGCCAACUUCAGUGGCCCCAACCAGACCUCGAGCAACUCCACACUGCCCCAGCUGGACAUCACCAGGGCCAUCUCUGUGGGCCUGGUGCUGGGCGCCUUCAUCCUGUUUGCCAUCGUGGGCAACAUCCUAGUCAUCUUGUCCGUGGCCUGCAACCGGCACCUGCGGACGCCCACCAACUACUUCAUUGUCAACCUGGCCAUCGCCGACCUGCUGCUGAGUUUCACUGUCCUGCCCUUCUCCGCGGCCCUGGAGGUGCUAGGCUACUGGGUGCUGGGACGGAUCUUCUGUGACAUCUGGGCAGCUGUAGACGUCCUGUGCUGCACAGCCUCCAUUCUGAGCCUGUGCGCCAUCUCCAUCGACCGCUACAUUGGGGUGCGCUACUCUCUGCAGUACCCCACGCUGGUCACCCGGAGGAAGGCCAUCUUGGCGCUCCUCAGCGUCUGGGUGCUGUCCACGGUGAUCUCCAUCGGGCCUCUCCUUGGCUGGAAGGAGCCGGCGCCCAAUGAUGACAAAGAAUGCGGGGUCACCGAAGAACCCUUCUACGCCCUCUUCUCCUCCCUGGGCUCCUUCUACAUCCCUCUGGCGGUCAUUCUGGUCAUGUACUGCCGCGUCUACAUCGUGGCCAAGAGGACCACGAAGAACCUGGAGGCGGGCGUCAUGAAGGAGAUGUCUAACUCCAAGGAGCUGACCCUGAGGAUCCACUCCAAGAACUUUCACGAGGACACGCUCAGCAGUACCAAGGCCAAGGGCCACAACCCCAGGAGCUCCAUAGCUGUCAAACUUUUUAAAUUCUCCAGGGAAAAGAAAGCUGCCAAGACCUUGGGCAUUGUGGUCGGUAUGUUCAUCUUGUGCUGGCUUCCCUUCUUCAUCGCUCUCCCACUUGGCUCCUUGUUCUCCACCCUGAAGCCCCCGGACGCCGUGUUCAAGGUGGUGUUCUGGCUGGGCUACUUCAACAGCUGCCUCAACCCCAUCAUCUACCCGUGCUCCAGCAAGGAGUUCAAGCGCGCCUUCGUGCGCAUCCUCGGGUGCCAGUGCCGCGGCCACCGCCGCCGCCGCCGCCGUCGCCGCCUGGGCGGCUGCGCCUGGACGCCUGCAGCGGCGCGGGCUGCGAGGCCGCGGCCGACCUGGCCAACGGGCAGCCCGGCUUCAAGAGCAACAUGCCCCUGGCGCCCGGGCAGUUCUAGGCCGCGGCUCCCUUCCCCGGAGAGCCCGUGGGGGGACGGGGGCGGGACGGGAGAGGGGCAGCGGCUUUUCUGGCAGGGGCAUGGGUGCC